Hermetia illucens (black soldier fly) is the source of this 5952-nucleotide messenger RNA. It is a transcript of the gene baz, whose product is annotated as partitioning defective 3 homolog B. The transcript has 11 exons. The record is from RefSeq and is a predicted model, not a curated record. Gene Ontology annotation, molecular function: phosphatidylinositol binding; protein binding. Gene Ontology annotation, cellular component: cell cortex; apical plasma membrane; adherens junction. The coding region runs from base 1075 to 5013 and encodes 1312 amino acids. NCBI's taxonomy places the organism in Eukaryota, Metazoa, Arthropoda, Insecta, Diptera, Stratiomyidae. Gene Ontology annotation, biological process: establishment of centrosome localization; establishment of cell polarity; microtubule cytoskeleton organization.
UUUAGUACUUGAGUGUGUAACGAUUCGAAUGGUUGAGUGUGCGGGGCAGGCUCCGCGAUGCAUUAAUUUUGUGUUUUUAAAUAACCGGCGAAAGGGCGGAUAACUUGACGUACUCCGUGGAAAAUGUUCCGAAUCGAGUGAAUGAAGUGAAUUUGCUAAUUCCGUUGCGCUGAGUGUCGGGUGGCCCCAGCGCCAGUAAAAAGAGGCUGCUUGGAGUGGUGCAGUUUGUGAUUCUACCUGUUUGUCAAGUUCACUGAAGACGAUCGCGUCCGCGGCUCCCCGCGAUCUCCCUUAGCAGUGGAGGUGAUCUGACGGUUAAUGGUGUCUCCUAAAAGUUAUCUUCUGCAAUUUGAAGCGGGCAGCAAUCUCUCGUGUCUUACCCGGUUGGUAACGUUCAUUCAACACCAAAAUAUAUCCUUGCUCGUCUAGAAUAUCGAAACUAGCACGGUUGAAGCUCGUUCCCAUAAUUUAAACGGCUGUAGUCCCCACAGUGCAUCAAUAAGACUCCAGCGAAAGCUGCGGGAAUACCACAAGCGGACGUUCCUCGAAUACUGGAGGGUUGAACAGGACCACGCCAACUUGAAUAAAAAUAUCGAGCAAAGGACCACGGGCAAGAUGUUCCGUGUGAUGCAAGUGUGAGUGAGCUCGACGUGCAUUUUGCGCUGUGUAAUCGAAAAUUGCGGCGUUGCCAUGACAACGACUAUUCUGUAAACAAAUCGAGCAUGCCUGGUUGAUAUUUGUCUAAUUUGCAAAUGUUCUGUCGAUAAAUGUUAAUGGUUCUCCGAAUUCGUAGUAUUAAUUUGUGCCAGAAUCCUGCUGCUACCAUUCGUGUCAGAAUUGGAAGCUGCAACUGCCAUGCGUAUUCAGCUCGAGUGUCAGGUGAAGUGUCAAAUUUGCAUGAUUUCACAAUGGUUACAUCUUCCAUUGUCAAUAUUAACCCUGAUGUUACCUGCUAAUGAGUAUAGUGUUUGAAGCUCCUCGAAAUAUCAUGCCAGUGGAUUAAACAAAAAGUGUUAUUUUCUGUUUUCCAUUUUUUGAGAAAUUCAAAUUUAACGGCUAAAAAGAAAGGAAAUAAUGAAGGUUACUGUGUGUUUUGGUGCUGUUCGUGUGGUUGUUCCCUGCGGCAACGGCGAACUUCUCGUGCGCGAUCUAAUCAACGAGGCCAUUCGGAGAUAUAAAAAGGCAGCUGGAAAGGAACCAGAUUCAUGGGUUGCAGUCCACCAUUUACAAACACAGUCUGGCAUCUUAGAUCCCGAUGAUCGUCUAAAUGAUGUUGCCGACGAUCGCGAACAAAUUCUAGCCAGUUUUGAAGAUGCCGGUCCAGAUCCCGGUUUACAACAAGGCGGAGGCGAUGGUGCCAGUGGAAGUUCUUCCGUCGGAACUGGGAGUCCCGAUAUAUUUCGGGAUUCUAAUAACAUCGAAGCACGCAGCAGAAACAAUGUUGAUAAUACUACACCUCAUAUUGAGGUAACCAGUACAGCUGCUCCACAUUCCGGUUUGGGUCUGCAGGUCAGAAGAAGCAGUGAUCCAAAUUUAGUGCAAGCUUUAAAAAAUCAGUCAGAAUCGACAAAGAGAUGGUCCGCGGCAGCUCCAGCUUGUGGAAGGGAGAGUCCUGAAAGGAUAUUAGAAAAAAUAAACUACUUAUCUCCACAAUGGGAAAUAGAAGAUGACGAACAUCAUCAUAGUAGACAAAGUUCAGCUCAGAGUUUUGCUCGCUCUGGUCGCCUUUCAAUGCAAUUUUUGGGCGAUGGCAAUGGCUAUAAAUGGAUGGAGGCAGCAGAAAAAUUGGCUUCCCAAACUUACUCCACAAAGUCAUUACCACGUGAAGCGGGUAAACGGAAAGAACCUUUAGGGCAAGCGUAUGAGUCUAUAAGGGAAAAAGAUGGAGAAAUGCUUCUGAUUAUAAAUGAAGGUGGGGGUCCGUUAGGGCUGACCGCCGUUCCGGAUGAAUCUGGUGGCCUUCUUGUUCAAAAUGUUGAGUCUGGCAGCCGUGCUGAAAAAGGUCGCCUUCGAAAAGGUGAUCGAAUUUUAGAAAUAAAUGGAACAAAACUCGUAGGUCUGAAUGAUGGAAAAAUGCAGGAACAUUUAAGGAAAAGCCUUGCCAGUAAUGAGCUUCGAGUUCGAGUGAUUCGAGGCAAUAGCAUAGCUGGUCGAAAUAAGAAAGACACAAAAAUUGCUGAGAUGAUUGAAGCGGAAGAAAAAUCUUCAGGGACAAAAGUUGCGACUGUAUCGCCAACACGAAAAGUUCCUGGCGCUCCAGUAGGAACUUCCCUCCAAGUAGCCAACACUCGAAAGUUGGGGAGAAAAAUCGAAAUUAUUCUGAAAAAGGGUCCUCAUGGCUUGGGCUUUACAGUAACCAGUCGCGAUAACCCUGCUGGAGGGCAUUGCCCAAUCUAUAUUAAAAAUAUUCUACCAAAGGGUGCUGCUAUCGAUGAUGGGAAGCUGAAACCUGGAGAUAGAUUGUUAGAAGUUGACGGAGUGCCAAUGACCGGGAAAUCUCAAUCAGAUGUUGUCAGUAUAUUGCGUGCCACUCAACCAGGAGCCACUGUGAGCUUGAUAGUUUCACGUCAACAAGAACUAACUGAAGUUGGAGAACGAGAAAUUAAUCUUCUGGAAGAACAAGAAGAUACAACGAAUCGGCCACCUAAGCCACCUGCACCUGUUCUUCCGCCGUCUUUAGCGAAACCUCAAAAUUUACGAUCGACCGAUAACAAUUCAACACCGAAAGUUGGUAUUGAUCAGAAUUUCAUAGAUGGAGGUAGUGAAUCUACAGCAUCUUCCGAUAGUUUGCAAUCUGGGAUACCAUGGCGUAAUCGCGAAGUACUGACUCUUCAUAUUCCCGUAUAUGAUACUGAAAAAGCGGGCCUUGGAGUUAGUGUUAAAGGCAAAACAAACUCCAUUAACAACUCGAAUGGAUCUAACAAUCCUCCAAAGAAUGACGGUGAUCUGGGAAUCUUUGUAAAAAACGUACUUCACGGUGGGGCAGCGUCAAGGGACGGCCGUUUAAGAAUGAAUGACCAAUUACUUAGUAUAAAUGGAAUUUCGCUACUUGGUCAGAGCAACGCCGAUGCCAUGGAAACGCUAAGGCGAGCUAUGAUUCACACAACAGGAAAGAUUCCAGGAGUAAUAACUCUAACAAUAGCACGAAAAAUCGUACGACCGCACAGCUCAGGCGAUCUACUAGACCAAAACGAUAGCUCUAACACUAGUGAAAAUUCAGGGAAAACAGUAAUAUAUCUAAGCCCUGAUAAGAAAGAAGUUAAAGAUAAUUUAAAUAGGUGGAGUAAUCCCGUAUUAGACCGAUUAACUGGUGGAGUGUGUUCCAAUCCAGGUAAUAAAAGGCCCUCGCCGCUUAUGACGCAUGGCCUACGAAACGAAAGCUAUUAUAUCGCAACAAACGACACAUGGUCUCCAGCUCUAAAUCAACAAAUGCAUCAAAUGAACCAUUCAGUUUUGAUAGAGGAUGAUCCAGAACCCAUGUCUCCAACAAUUCCGCCUCGACCAAAUGCUGACACAGUAACUUCACCUCAAAGCCAAAAUUCAAGUCAUGUAAAUUGUGAUGCCACAUAUUCAUCGCAACUGAGUUUGGAAACAAAUACAUCUGCCGAGGCAUUUAGCAGAGAUGCAGUCGGGCGUCGCUCAAUUUCGGAAAAGCACCAUGCUGCCUUGGAUGCACGAGAAACAGGAACGUAUCAAAGGAACAAAAAAUUACGGGAAGAACGUGAAAAGGAACGUCGAUUGAAGCUGACAAAAUCUGCUAUUAUAAGCGGAUCAGUGGAAUCGUUGACUCGAUUGCCUGGAUCGUCUGUUCGUAGUGUCGGCCAUAGAUCGAAUCACAAUGACUUGAAUGCAGAGGCACUAGAUAAAAUUGGUGACUUGGGUCCAUCAUUGGGCAUGAAAAAAUCUUCCAGUUUGGAAUCAUUACAAACUAUGGUACAAGAGAUUCAGAUGUCCGAUGAACCAAGAGGUGGCCCGAGUGCUUUACGAGCACCCCGCGGUCGAGGACGAGAAGAAAAUCUACGUGCUGCAGUGGUUGCUGCACCAGAUGGUUCGAAGCCACGGAAACAUUGGUUACUUGAAGAAGGUGAUUCAGAUGGCGGUUUCAUGAAUCGACACAGUCCUUUCCAGAGCUCAUUGAAUGAUGGAAAGAAUAAGAAUCGAGCAAAGAAGCCAGGUCUCCUGAAGGGUAUUGGUCACAUGUUUCGAUUUGGCAAACAUCGAAAAGAUGGAGUUAUGCCUGUUGAAACGGUUAGCGAAUUUGGUGCAACAAUGCAACAAAGUUCGCAUCAUCAGCAGGUCAUAUCGCAAUUACCACCAACAACAGAACGAGACCGUGAUCGACCAAAAGGUGGACCGCCAGGCUAUCAACCACCUCCGCCUCCAAGCAAUAUACCAAAUAAUGGAAUUCAACAAAAUGAUAUUUUUAAUCAUAGGUAUCAACACUAUGUGAAUUACGAUGAAAUUCAGCAUCAGCAGCAAAUCAAAACAACUAAUGAAGAGCUCUCCGAAUCAACGAUAGAGAAUAUGCGACGGCAAGUUAUGCGACAACGCACUAAAGUUGAAGAAGAAAGUCGAAGACAUCAACAUUAUCAUUCGCAACGAAGCACUCGCAAUGAUUCAUCGAAUUCAAAUAUGUAUCAACAAAAACAGCAUCAUCAGUCACAAAUGCAGAAUCGACCAGCUUCAAACUAUUACGAAUACGACACUAUUAAGCUUUCGUCUUCGGUAGGUGGUCCGAACGAAGGACGUAAAAUAAGUGCGCCUUCACCUCCACGUCAGUGGAAAUCCGCGACGUUGAGCGGGAUGGGUUCAUCGAAUGGAGGUGGAAGCGGUAGGCAUCGCGGACCGUUCGUAACUCAGGUUCAAAUACGAGAUCAAACGCAAAACAUUCCCGGUGCCCAACAAUCUAGCGGAAGUAGUCAGCAACAACAGCAGCCGCCCAAUCAUCCCUACUAUCAACGGCACCAAUCAAGCCAACCACAGCCACAUGCUUCUAGGUUCAAAGGAAAAUAGUCCCUCGUCCCGACCUGAUCAAAAUUAUGCAUUCGUCGGGACUCUAUAGAGUCGCACCAGUCAUCAAUUCAGUUUCAAAUUCUAUACAUAUUCGAUCAUUCAUACCCCUCAAUUCGAUAAGAAAUAAAGACGUUCACUUACUUGAAACGAAACACUAUGUUACUCAUGUAUAUUUAUUGUAAUCGUCGUACUGUAAAUUAUUAAACCUAAAGCUAACUUUUUUUAAACUCAGUUUUAUUCCUUUUCAUAUAUUUACGUAGUGAAUAGAAGAAUAUUAGACACAAUGGAAAACUAAGUUAGAAAACGAAAUUUAAAAGUCUACAUACCAAACUGUGAUUUUAAGACUUAAAAGAUUCAAUUAUCAUUUCAUAUCAAAUAUUUUCUUUGUUACCAAUAAAACUUUAGUAAAACGCAUUGUUUUGCAUUUUUAUAGCGUACAAUUUUUUGUUGUACGAAAAUUGUUGGUAACAUUUGCAAUUACCAAUAUAUUUGCUCUUCUCUAAGUUAAUAUUCAGUAAACUGGUAGCAGUACGAGUGAUGUGUACACAAAAGACAUUGUACUCUUACCAUUCCGUAUAGUUUCUGUUAAUAAUGUCGAAAAAAUCAAUGCAUCGACUCAAAAAAAUCAUAUAAAAUUAGAACCGCAAAGUAUUGUACAUAGAAUAAAACCUUGCAGUGCUAUGUAGUAAACGAUAAUUGUAGAACACUUUUUACGAUACGAGAAAUCUUAAUUAGUUGAAUAAGCAAUUGUCUCUAUUUCGUGUAAGCUUAUUUUCAAUAAAUCAUGGUUAUGUAUUCACUAUGUCCAAGAUCAAAUAUUAUCAUCAUGAAAUAUAGUCUAGAAAAAUUAUCAACUAAUAAUUCCAUUCUAAUAUUUAAGUGUUUGCAGUCUAGAUGAUUUGCUAUUAUGUAAAAAAUAAAAUAUAUAUGGAUAUGAAA